Messenger RNA from Cephus cinctus (wheat stem sawfly), 2635 nucleotides. It is a transcript of the gene ScpX, whose product is annotated as non-specific lipid-transfer protein. Gene Ontology annotation, molecular function: acyltransferase activity, transferring groups other than amino-acyl groups. Lineage: Eukaryota; Metazoa; Arthropoda; Insecta; Hymenoptera; Cephidae. The record is from RefSeq and is a predicted model, not a curated record. Bases 267 to 1889 code for a protein of 540 amino acids. The transcript has 4 exons.
CGCAGACGACAACCGUUGCUCCAGGAAAAUCGGUAAAAACACCAGGAGGAAAUACAGCUCGGUCACCUAAUGUAGACAUCACGUUUCUACGUGGAAAGGUUCAAUGUCCAGAAGUAAACGCGCAAAAUUGCAGAUCAUAUCUUUCUAUCAUACAUUCAGAUUUUCGUAACGUACAGUUAUUUGCUGAAGAAUCAUAACUUGGUUCUAGCUGCUUUCUUAGUUCUGCAAUAUUAGGACAUUAACAAUAAACGAAUUCUUGCUCUAAAAUGGCACAGAGACGAAGUGUUUAUGUUGUGGGUGUUGGAAUGACAAAAUUUGAAAAGCCAGGAAGGCGGGAUGAUUUUGAUUAUCCUGUUAUGGCUAAAGAGGCGGUUACCAAGGCACUACAGGAUGCACGCAUUUCUUAUGAUGAAGUGAAGGCAGCAUGCGUUGGCUAUGUUUACGGAGAUUCUACUUGUGGUCAGCGAGCAUUGUAUGAAAUUGGACUUACGGGUUGUCCAGUGUACAAUGUCAAUAACAACUGUUCAACUGGGUCCACUGCUCUGUUGAUGGCUAAACAACUUGUUGAGGGUGGAUCAGCUGAUUGUGUUUUGGCACUUGGCUUUGAGAAAAUGGAACGUGGUUCUCUGGCACCUAAAUUCAUGGAUAGAACGAACCCUAUGGAUAAGCAUGUAGAACUUAUGGCAGAUAUUGCUGGUAUCAACGAAAGCCCUAUUACUGCUCAACUAUUUGGUAAUGCUGGAAUUGAACAUAUGAAAAAGUAUGGCACGAAACCUGAACAUUUUGCUAAAAUUGCAUACAAAAAUCACUUACAUUCCGUCAACAAUCCUUACUCCCAAUUCCAAGAGAAAUAUACUCUGGAGCAAAUUCUUAAAUCUCCUACAGUAUUUGGACCACUCACAAAAUUACAAUGCUGUCCCACUUCUGAUGGUGCUGCUGCAGUGAUAGUAGUGAAUGAAGAAUUUGUACGAAAGCAUCAUUUAGAAUCGCAAGCUGUGGAAAUUGUUGCAAUGGAAAUGGCUACCGAUCUCCCAUCAACAUUUUCUGAACGAAGCACUAUAAAACUCGUUGGAUACGAUAUGACACGAAGAGCAGCAGAACGCGUCUUUAGUAAUACAAGAUACAAGCCGUCUGAUGUAGACGUAGUCGAGUUGCAUGAUUGUUUUUCUGCAAAUGAGUUAAUAACAUACGAAGCUCUGGGUCUUUGUGCACCAGGUAAAGCAGGUGAACUUAUCGACUCAGGAAACAAUACCUACGGUGGAAAGUAUGUCAUUAACCCCAGCGGAGGUCUAAUUUCCAAAGGGCAUCCGUUGGGUGCCACAGGAUUAGCCCAAUGUUCUGAAUUAUGCUGGCAACUUCGAGGUGAAGCCGGAAAGCGUCAAGUUCCUGGAGCCAAGUUAGCUCUGCAACACAACAUAGGUCUUGGCGGUGCUGUUGUAGUUGCUCUAUAUCGUUUAGGUUUCCCAAGAAAUACUGUGCGUGCAAAUAACGUAAAUGCGCAGGUCAAUCCAGAUAGUUUCAAGGCUAACAUUCUUUUCAAAGCCCUGGAGAUAGCCAUGCAGGAAGAUGAGGACGGUUUGAUCGAAAGAGUCCGUGGUAUCUACGGAUUCAAAGUUACUAACGGUCCAGGUGGUGCUGAAGGUUACUGGGUAGUGAAUGCCAAAACCGGAAAAGGUAGCGUCGAGUACAAUGGAAAACUAAAACCCGAUGUGACAUUCACCAUCAGCGACACUGACAUCGUGGACUUUAUAUCCGGAAAAUUAAACCCACAAAAGGCAUUCUUUCAAGGAAAGGUCAAGAUACAAGGAAAUAUGGGUUUGGCAAUGAAACUGCCAGAUCUGCAAAAGCGUGCGGCUAAAAAAAUUGAACUGAUCCGUUCCAAAUUGUAAUUGACAUUUUUCUACAGAUAACGUGGAUGAUUGUUGGACGUUAAUCUAGAAUUGGCGUUAAAAUGGUGCACGUGCGAUAUUGUUAAAACGUAACGUUCUCUGCACUAGAAAUCUAAGCGGUAAACAAUAAUUAGAGCUCAAAGAAUUCUGAUUGCGCGCACAAUUCUAGUGAUUUCCUUUUUUUAAAAGCGUCGAGACCCCAAAAACGAAUAGUUUACUUUCGAAAAUUUGGAAACGGUAAAUUUUCUUUUGAAUCAGUUUUAUUCCCUCCUUUACGUGCAAUAAAUCUCUUGAUAUUACCAUACAUACGUCGCGAUUAUAACUAUUAUUGUUUAUCAUUAUAAACAUUUAACAGUUGCAAUUUUUAAUACAAAAUAGCAUAGAGACGUGGAUUUCAAGCUGACAACGAAAGGCAUGGAUAUUAUGUCCUUGUUAAGGCUCUUGUUAUAUUGUGUUACUCAAUUUCAUAUAGCAGGGUAGCAAAGGUCUGGUAAAGGUUUUAUAUAUUUUACUUAUAGCACGGACUACUACUUUAUGAGGAGUUACAUGAAAACAUACAUAGCUAUACGUAUUCAUAUUAUAUAUGUUUUUUAUACAAUUUUAAAAGUUUUAAUGGCUGAAGUUUUUCUUGUUAUACAUGCUGCGCGUCUUGAAGGAUACGUAUUACAUGCAAUUACAUGUAACAGCGUUGAUACCUUGUUCGCCAGAAAUUUUUAAUAAAUAGUUGGGCAAAUGCUUAAGGAUGA